Molecule: messenger RNA, 1764 nt
Organism: Odobenus rosmarus divergens (Pacific walrus)
Lineage: Eukaryota; Metazoa; Chordata; Mammalia; Carnivora; Odobenidae
Gene: ZNF467
Product: zinc finger protein 467
Exons: 4
Coding region: 1-1764 (587 amino acids)
Cellular component (GO): nucleus
Source: RefSeq, a predicted model, not a curated record
AUGAGAGAGACCUUUGAGGCCCUCAGCUCUCUGGGAUUCUCUGUGGGACAGCCGGAGAUGGCCCCCCAGAGUGAGCCUGGGGAAGGGUCCCAUAAUAACCAGGAACAGAUGUCCCCUUCCAGGGAAGACAGCAUGCUGGGCACAUGCUCUGGGCACGAGGCUCCCAGACCAGUGGAAGGUGCCCACACUGAAGAAGCUCAAGCCCCCUGCAGAGGAGGCCAGGUGUGCACGCCACAGAAGGCCGAGCCCAUGGGCUCCUGCCCAGGCGAUGAGUGGAUGAUACGGAAGGUGAAGGUGGAGGAGGAGGAUCAGGAGGCAGAAGAGGAAGGCGAAUGGCCCCAGCAUCUACCAUUACUCCCCGGCCCUUUUCCCGCGCCGGACCUGGGGCCUCUGGCCGCCGCGUACAAGCUGGAGCCCGGGGCCCAGGGGGCACUGGACGGACUCGCGCUGGCCGGGUGGGCCCCGAGCUCGGAGAAGCCCUAUGGCUGCGGGGAGUGCGAGCGGCGGUUCCGGGACCAGCUGACUUUGCGGCUGCACCAGAGGCUGCAUCGCGGCGAGGGCCCCUGCGCCUGCCCGGACUGCGGCCGCAGCUUCGCGCAGCGCGCGCACAUGCUGCUGCACCUGCGCAGCCACCUGGGCGAGCGGCCUUUCCCCUGCUCCGAGUGUGACAAGCGCUUCAGCAAGAAGGCGCACCUGACCCGCCACCUGCGCACGCACACCGGCGAGCGGCCCUACCCGUGCGCGGAGUGCGGCAAGCGCUUCAGCCAGAAGAUACACCUGGGCUCGCACCAGAAGACGCACACCGGCGAGCGGCCCUUCCCCUGCACCGAGUGCGAGAAGCGCUUUCGCAAAAAGACACACCUGAUCCGCCACCAGCGCAUCCACACCGGCGAGAGGCCCUACCAGUGCGCGCAGUGCUCACGCAGCUUCACGCACAAGCAGCACUUGGUGCGGCACCAAAGGGUGCACGAGGCGGCCGGCCGCGCCCCAUCCUCUCCCGACGCGCCCGCUUCGCCGGGUUCCCCCGCCCCGUCCCCCACCCCGUCCCCUCCCGGGCCCAAGCCUUUCUCCUGCUCCGACUGCGGCCUGAGCUUCGGCUGGAAGAAGAACCUCGCCACGCACCAGCGUCUGCACCGCGGCGAGGGGCGCCCCUUUGGGUGCGACGAGUGCGCGCUGGGCACCACGGUGGACCCCGCCGCUGCCGAGCCCUUGGCCUGCGCGCCGGGAGACACCCCGGCGACCCAGGGCGCUCCCGCCGGCGAGCGGUCCUCCUGCGCGGACUGCGGGCGCGGCUUAGCCCACGGGCAGCACCUGGCGCGGCACCGGCGGGUGCACCCGGGCGAGCGGCCCUUCGCCUGCGCGCAGUGUGGCCGCCGUUUCGGCUCGAGGCCCAAUCUGGUCGCCCACUCCAGAGCCCACAGCGGCGCCAGGCCUUUCGCCUGUGCGCAGUGCGGCCGCCGCUUCAGCCGCAAGUCGCACCUGGGCCGCCACCAGGCGGUGCACACGGGCAGUCGGCCCCACGCCUGCGCCGUCUGCGCCCGCAGCUUCAGCUCCAAAACCAAUCUGGUGCGCCACCAGGCCAUCCACACCGGCUCCCGCCCCUUCUCCUGCCCGCAGUGCGGCAAGAGCUUCAGCCGCAAGACCCACCUGGUGCGGCACCAGCGCAUCCACGGCGAAGCCGCCCACCCUGCCCCCGACGCCGACCUCCCGGCCCCAGCCUGGCCCACUCCCACAGAGGUGGCAGCGCCCCCCCUCUUCUUCUGA